This is a messenger RNA of Coregonus clupeaformis (lake whitefish), 1761 nucleotides long. RefSeq names its product phospholipid phosphatase 1. Gene Ontology annotation, biological process: signal transduction; phospholipid dephosphorylation; phospholipid metabolic process. The record is from RefSeq and is a predicted model, not a curated record. NCBI's taxonomy places the organism in Eukaryota, Metazoa, Chordata, Actinopteri, Salmoniformes, Salmonidae. The transcript has 6 exons. Bases 473 to 1324 code for a protein of 283 amino acids. Gene Ontology annotation, molecular function: phosphatidate phosphatase activity.
GAUCCUCGUCAGCUGCUAUCAUGAAACCCCACUGUGUCCAUGGCUCGGUGCGCAGUCCCGUACAGACCUCUACCGAAUAUCUUACGCCGUCUGACAAGUGAUUUUUAAUUAGACGGCAGGGAUCGUCUAAUUUACCGGGACACCGUUGGCGCCUUUGAUUAGAAUUUCGAUGCACUCGAUAAUUCGACAAUUCCAAGUGGAAGAUCGGCUCUACAUUCCGUGUCAAAUUACGGCGAUUAGGCUAUCUGUCGCCAUUAGGGUAGCUUUCAAAUGGUAGGCUACUCAAUAGACGGUUUUUAAUAAUCUUUUUAGGUAGAAGUGUAGUGUAGUUUUAGUCUAAUGAGAUCUGCGGUUUACUGAUAGGCUUGGCUACUGCGCUUUCAAGGAUAGGACAACAACAAGUCCAAGGAGCAAUUAACUCGAGCAAUUGUCUUUAUCUGUAUACACGAACUGAGGAGGAGAAGCAACGAACAUGUUCGAGACGAGAGGGAUUCCUUUUAUUCUGCUUGACAUAGCCUGUUUAAUUCUCGGGGGACUGCCCCUGGCAGCCUUUAACUUGGGCAAAAUCAAGCCUUAUCAGAGGGGCUUUUUCUGUAACGAUGACAGCAUCAGCUACCCCUUCCACCAGAGCACAGUCACCUCCACUGUGCUCUACACGGUGGGCUUCGCUCUGCCCAUUUGCUGUAUGGUCUUUGGAGAGUGCCUUUCAGUCUAUCUAAAGCACAUCAAAUCAAAGUCCUCUUUCAGCAACAUGUAUGUGGCCAGUGUUUACAAAGCCAUCGGCACCUUCGUGUUCGGGGCUGCCAUGAGCCAAUCGCUCACUGACAUCGCCAAGUAUUCGAUUGGUCGGCUGCGACCUCACUUCCUGGACGUGUGCAAGCCCGACUGGAAGCUGAUCAACUGCACGGCAGGUGCCUACAUCGAGGACUUCACCUGCACCGGGGAUACGCACAUGGUCAACGAGGCCAGGCUGUCCUUCUACUCCGGCCACUCCUCCUUCUCCAUGUACUGCAUGCUGUUCCUGGCACUGUACAUCCAGGCCAGACUGCAGGCAGAGUGGGCUAGACUCCUGAGACCAACACUCCAGUUCUUCGCGAUCGCUGCAUCCGUGUACACUGGCCUGUCACGUGUGUCCGACUACAAACACCACUGGAGCGACGUCCUGGCUGGCCUUAUUCAGGGGGCACUCAUGGCCAUACUGGUGGUAUUUUUCGUGUCAGACUUCUUCAAGAAGAGGGUGGAACCUCAGGAGGUGGAGAUUCCCCAUACCAGCCUGCAAGAGACACCCACUAACGGAAACCAUUACGACAGCAGCCCCAACUAAGCUAUAGAGAAAAGGAACCAUGCACCCGCGUAUCCGGUGGGAAGCGUUUACUGCAUGCACAUCAUAUCCCACUAAGGGUCGGACCACUGGGGUGGAAAUAAAUGCUACGUCCCAAAUGGCACCCUACUCCCUAAAUAGUGCACUAGUUUUGACCAGGACCCAUAGGGCUAUUACCAAAACUAGUGUACUAUGUAGGGAAUAGGGUGCCAUUUGGGAAGCAGAAAGACAUGUGAAUGUAACCCUGCUUUGUGCUUUCCUGACCUAUGACCUGGAGCCAAGCUGUCUGAGCUCCCUAUUGUACUCUGAGUCCCACCCAUAUUGCCUUGGCUGGACUGCUACUGCUGCUAUUACAGCUUCCUGUGUAUUAUUAUUAUCCAGACCAAUAUGUAUCUUCAACUGAAGCAACAAAAAAAAUAAACAAUACAAUGUUUAAUCCA